This is a messenger RNA of Chlorocebus sabaeus (green monkey), 2157 nucleotides long. Lineage: Eukaryota; Metazoa; Chordata; Mammalia; Primates; Cercopithecidae. The record is from RefSeq and is a predicted model, not a curated record.
GGAGGCACCCCCCCGCCUCCGCCGCCACCAUCGCCGCGGCGGCGGCCACCGCCGUCGUAGCCCCAACCUCGACGGUCGCCGUGGCCCCGGUUGCGUCUGCCUUGGAGAAGAAGACAAAGAGCAAGGGGCCUUAUAUUUGCGCUCUGUGCGCCAAGGAGUUCAAGAACGGCUACAAUCUCCGGAGGCACGAAGCCAUCCACACGGGAGCCAAGGCCGGCCGGGUCCCCUCGGGUGCUAUGAAGAUGCCCACCAUGGUGCCCCUGAGCCUCCUGAGCGUGCCCCAGCUGAGCGGAGCUGGCGGGGGAGGGGGAGAGGCGGGUGCCGGCGGCGGCGCUGCCGCAGUGGCCGCCGGUGGCGUGGUGACCACGACCGCCUCGGGGAAGCGCAUCCGGAAGAACCACGCCUGCGAGAUGUGCGGGAAGGCCUUCCGCGACGUCUACCACCUGAACCGACACAAGCUGUCGCACUCGGACGAGAAGCCCUACCAGUGCCCGGUGUGCCAGCAGCGCUUCAAGCGCAAGGACCGCAUGAGCUACCACGUGCGCUCACAUGACGGCGCUGUGCACAAGCCCUACAACUGCUCCCACUGUGGCAAGAGCUUCUCCCGGCCGGAUCACCUCAACAGUCACGUCAGACAAGUGCACUCAACAGAACGGCCCUUCAAAUGUGAGAAAUGUGAGGCAGCUUUCGCCACGAAGGAUCGGCUGCGGGCGCACACAGUUCGACACGAGGAGAAGGUGCCAUGUCACGUGUGUGGCAAGAUGCUGAGCUCGGCUUAUAUUUCGGACCACAUGAAGGUGCACAGCCAGGGCCCUCACCAUGUCUGUGAGCUCUGCAACAAAGGCUUCACCACGGCAGCAUACCUGCGCAUCCACGCGGUGAAGGACCACGGGCUCCAGGCCCCGCGGGCUGACCGCAUCCUGUGCAAGCUGUGCAGCGUGCACUGCAAGACCCCUGCCCAGCUGGCCGGCCACAUGCAGACCCAUCUGGUGGGGGCCGCCCCCCCUGUCCCGGGAGACGCCCCCCAGCCACAGCCCACCUGCUGAGGGGGACCCCACACCCACCAGGUACUGGUGAGGUUUGUCCAAUGGCGGCAGCGGCGGCGGCGGCAGCAGCAGCGGCAGCAGCGGCGGCAGCAGCAGUAGCAGCCCCUCCCACAGCUGUGGGCUCCCUCUCGGGGGCGGAGGGGGUGCCUGUGAGCUCUCAGCCACUUCCCUCCCAACCCUGGUGAGCUCCAACUUGGUUGCGGGGGAGAGGGGAGAAUGGAGUAGAGUUCCCUGGUACAGGCUCCUCUCCCCCCUCUUUUCCCACCAACUCCUAUUUCCCCACCAACCAAGGAGCCUCCGGAAGGAAAGGAGGAAGAAAUGUUUUCUUAGGGGAAUUCGCUAGGUUUUAACGAUUUGUUUCUCCUGCUCCUCUCUUCUAUCAGACCUGACCCCACACAAACCUGUCCCCUCGGUUGUGUUGAAGUCCCCUGGACAGUGGGCAGGGUGGCAGAGGACACGAGCAGCCACUGCCCGUACCCCCUCUCCUCUCUGUAAGCCCAUGCCCUGUCCUCCCAGGGACUUGUGAGCCUUUUCCCUCGACGGUCCUCUUCUCUCCUUCCAGUCCUCUCCCCCUGCUGUCUGCAGCCCCUCCCCGGGGAGUUGGUGCUUUCUUUUUCCCUUUUUUUUUUCCAGGGGGAGGGAGGAGAGGAAGGAGGGGGAUCAGAGCUGUCCCAGAGGGAAAGCGGUGAGGUUUGAGGAGGGGCAGAAGCAGGGCCGGCAAAGGUUGUACCUUCAUAAGGUGGUAUGGGGAUUUGGGGUCAAGCCCUGAACAUCGUCCUACUUGAGAAUCUGUCAUGGGGAAAAGUCAAGGGGAGCAGAAGGAGGAGCCAGGAGGGCCAGAGGCAGAGAAGAGAUGGAGUCUUAGGGGCCAGGGUGAGCGAGGGGUCCAGGGCCUAGAGGUGCUUCCUGGGGCGGGGGAAUGCAGCCAGUGUCCCCCUCCCCUUUUCCACCCCAGCUCCAGCCCUGGUCUUGUCUUUUCAUCCCUCUUCCCCACGACAGAAGUUGUGGCCCUGGCUAUGUCAUCGUGUUCCUGUGUCCCCUGCAUGUACCCCACCCUCCACCCCUUCCUUUUGCGCAGACCCUAUUACAAUAAAUUUUAAAUAAAAUCUUG